Phytomonas sp. EM1 is the source of this 427-nucleotide messenger RNA. NCBI's taxonomy places the organism in Eukaryota, Euglenozoa, Kinetoplastea, Trypanosomatida, Trypanosomatidae. The record is from the annotation of a GenBank genome assembly.
UAUUUGACAUGGGUUUCUUUUAAACGACGUGCCCUCUUCACUGCACGCUUGAACUCCUUCUUACCGUGACACUUCCGAUGCUGGCAGCGACGGUCUUGCUGAAAAUUCCCCAUCACAGGCGCUGGGGGAGUUCUUCAACCUCAUAGGGUGUAAAAGCUCAGGGCCUCCGAACGUGGCCCCCAGCUCACCCCAAUUCCGACAGCAACACGCGCUGCAGGUGGGGAUGAAGGAGAUCGGGACGCCGCACGCGCUCCGGUGCGUCUUCGAUGCCACCCAUCGCACCCGCAUUAUGGGCUUCUGUCCAACCAAGCCCCGGGAGCGUUGUCUCUGCAACAGCAAAGAGCCCUUUGGACAGUGCUGCGGUCCGAUAAAGAAGGCGCUGGAGUCGAUUUUCAACCAUACUGGAAAAUAUCCGGUGCGAUCAUAA